Molecule: messenger RNA, 907 nt
Organism: Raphanus sativus (radish)
Lineage: Eukaryota; Viridiplantae; Streptophyta; Magnoliopsida; Brassicales; Brassicaceae
Product: chaperone protein dnaJ 11, chloroplastic-like
Exons: 1
Coding region: 111-596 (161 amino acids)
Source: RefSeq, a predicted model, not a curated record
AUCCAUCUCCUCUUGUGAUUUCAUAUCUGCUUCUCAGACGAACUCUCUGCGCUUAAUUCAUAACGUUAUCUUUCGAAUUUGCCCCUCCAAUUUUAACUUAAUUACAUAAAAUGUCCGGAACUCUAAUCUACUCCGCCGUUAACUCCCUUCGAUUCUCCCCGGGAAACAGCCUUCCUCAGCCCAAAACCACCGGACUCCUCCGCCACAAAAACGCGCGGUUUCCCACCGGAGCCACGUCGUUCAGAGCUUCGGCAGCUCAAACUCUCGACGCCGAGCCAGCCGUAACGGCAUCCUUUCGUCGGCAAGCGUCGAGUCUCUACGAACUGCUGAGAGUCGACGAGACGGCGUCGUUGACGGAGAUCAAGACGGCGUACAGGAGCUUAGCUAAGGUUCACCACCCGGACGCGUCGGAGGAAUCGGACGGACGAGAUUUCAUUGAGAUCCGUAAAGCUUACGCGACGCUGGCGGAUCCGACGACGAGAGCGAUCUACGAUUCGACGCUGGGAGCACGAGGGAGACGAGUGCACGCUGGAGCGAUGGGUCGGGCGAGUCGGGUUUACACGACGACCCGAUGGGAGACGGAUCAGUGUUGGUAGUUUAUAAGUCAUGUUUUUUUUUUUUUACUUAAUUUUCCCCUUUCAUUGUUUUUUAAUUAAGGGGUGAAUAAGUUUUUUACCAGCUUUUUUUUUUUAAUUUAGCUUUUUUUUUUUUUUUUUUUUUUUUGUCAACUGGUCACUUUUAGACCUUUAAUCCUCAAACUGAGGUAAGUGGGGGUCGAACCCCCGACGUCAGGGCCCGAAGGCAGAGCUCAGCAGCCACUUGGCUACGAACGACCCGACUUUUUUAAUUUAGCUUAAGAAGGUAACAAUGUGUCACAGAUGGUUAAUGAGUAGAGAGAUGUUCAUUU